Molecule: messenger RNA, 1587 nt
Organism: Symbiodinium necroappetens
Lineage: Eukaryota; Dinophyceae; Suessiales; Symbiodiniaceae
Source: the annotation of a GenBank genome assembly
AUGGAGCGUGCAGCGAAACAACGAAGACUCUCCGAUGUGGAGCCUGGCAAGCAUUGCGAGUGGGUGAAGGGAGAGCUCGAAGCCAUGGAAUACUCCGAAGAUAUCGUCACAAAGGUGUGCGAAAGUCUGGCUGGAUACACGCGCGUGAAUCUACGAGAAGCUUCGGUUGACAAUCUGACAUUGAUUAUCGGAAAGAAGUUGGACGAUGCAAUGAUGGUUAUAGCUAUAGCGCAAUCACUCUACAACCGUAUUCAUCCAGAGCUGUUGCAACCAGCUGAAUCCGUUCAGGAUGAAGACCCACUUUGCCAGUGGAUGGAGGAGGCACUUGGACAGAAACCCAAAGACUGGGAGGCCAACUCUGUAUACAGCUUCAAGACAGACAUCCUGGGCGAUGGCUACAUGCAAAAGGACCUCGUUUUGCGCACUUGCUAUGUACAGAUACGUGCAAUACUCACAGGCUGGUUGAAAGAAAAGUUUGAAUUGGAAACUCCGCGGGGGUUGUUUGUCAUCACUGGUACUCCAGGCAUUGGCAAAUCAGUGCUGUUGGGCUAUAUAGCUGUGUACUUGGCCAAUGAGUAUGACCUCGUCAUUCGCAGGCACCACAAGGCUUUGUUCAAAGGUGGGAGCGAGGAAAGUGUGCAGAAUGCCCACGAUCUUCUUGGUGGAAGUGUGCGAUGGCUGAGGCGAUUUUUCCGGUUUGUAAGAGAUGGCAAGACGCCAGAUGAAGCCGCCCGAGAGCUGAUACGUGAGUGCAUCCAGCACUUGGACACAUUUGAAUCGUUGGAGAGGUUGGUGCGAUCUCUUCCCAGUGGCAAGGCAGACACGAAGGAGAGCUUGGCAAGUUCUAUAAUGCAAAUUGAUGCAGACCACUCUGACAAUUUCAGCACCCCCAGGGUGCAACUUAUCGAUUCGGAGGCUGCCAGGGAAGAAAUCUGCAACAAACUCCAGAUCACAAGUGCAGAAGACCAACGCCGUUUCGUCGACAAGUUUCUUCACAUGAAGGAGCUGAGCAUCUUGGUUGGAAAUGUCUUUCAGCGCCUGGUGAUGGGGCGGUUGACAAUGGAUGGAGAGAAACCAUUGAAGCUUCAAUGCAGACCCCUAGCUUUGACUGAAGGGGAGAAGGCAAUGCAGUGUGAUGUUCCAAACCACCGGUUGAUGAUGCAGCCGAAAGAUAUCAGCUGGGUCAUCAUUGCGCCGAAAGGGAUUGCGUCCAAUUACAGCGUCAUGCAGAAUGUGGAAGGUGAGUGGAACGAAGGUUCCACGGUUGGUAUCAAGAUGGCAUUCUCGAGGAGUCCGCUGCUGGCGGUUAGCCUGAUCGCUUGCUCUUUGCUGCUCCUCUGCCCAAGUGCCUUCCUCUCGGCGCCCUCGCAGCGUGUUGGUCUUGGAGCUGCUGCUGCAACUGCUGCCUUGGCCCCUGCGGCUCCGGCAUUUGCUGGCGAGCCGCCCAGCGUCGGAAUCCACUGGUACUGGGAUCUCGGCAUCGGAAACCUGCAUGGCGAGGUGGCUGUUGUCAUCUUCUGGGUCUUCUUCGUGCUCGUCGUCUUCGCUGCAGCGGGCGCCGGUGGCUCAAGCAGAAAGGCUGCCUAA